Messenger RNA from Tetranychus urticae (two-spotted spider mite), 660 nucleotides. RefSeq lists its product as uncharacterized. Gene Ontology annotation, cellular component: mitochondrion. The record is from RefSeq and is a predicted model, not a curated record. Gene Ontology annotation, molecular function: (3R)-hydroxyacyl-[acyl-carrier-protein] dehydratase activity. Lineage: Eukaryota; Metazoa; Arthropoda; Arachnida; Trombidiformes; Tetranychidae. Gene Ontology annotation, biological process: fatty acid biosynthetic process.
CAAUCGAAUGCAGAAAUUUAUGUCUACCUUACAUUGUUAGCAUACAGAAUUAUGUUGACUACAAACAAUUCAUCGAUUUGCCGAAAUGACUGACGUUUCAAACUUUCAACAUUCUCAUGAGUAUUUUUCUUGAAUCAUCUAAGAGAUUUCAAAUUUCAAAUAAAGAUGAUGAAAAAGAUGGCAAAAAUCGGUCGUCUGUGCAACACUAUUCGUUUACAUUCAUCAUCAUCAAUUAAAGUGGGAUCAAAAGUGUCGGAGAAGCGUGUCUUUUCCCGUGAAGAUGUACAGAAAUUUUGUCAAAUUAUUGGUGACACCAAUCCAGUUCAUUUUGAUGAUGGAGCAGCACAACGAUUGAAUUUCUCUAGCAUAAUAGUUCCAGGACUACAAUUGAAUGGCACCGUUGCCUCGAUAAUCGGUAGCAAGUUACCUGGACCUGGCUCAAUAUUGGUUAAGCAGUUCUUGGAUUUUGUGAAUCCAUGUUAUAUUGGUGAACAAGUUGAAACCACGGUAUGGAUAAGUGCCUUGAAGAAGAAAUUCAUCGAAUGUCAAUAUGAAUGUAUUGUCCAUAGUAGUGCUAAAGUUGUAAUGAAAGGAAAUGCACUUAUUUAUAAACCUGUAAUACCCGAAAUGAAAUGAAAUAAAAAUAUUUCAAUAAAUAAA